AUGUCCGGCCGAGCGCCCCUCUUCUGGCAACAACCCGUCCGAUACUGGCGCUGGGCGUCGCGCGAGCGUCCCGCCCUCUUCUGGUCCUGCGUGAUCGGUGCCAUUGGCCCCGUCACCCUCGCCGUCGUGCCACCCAUCAGACAUGCCCUCGGAGACUACGACGCGAAGCCUCUACCCACAACCUAUCCAAUCCCUGCCGGCCCUAGGAAGACAUUGAGUGGCUACGAUGAUGGCUCAGACUGA
Diaporthe amygdali is the source of this 243-nucleotide messenger RNA. RefSeq names its product NADH dehydrogenase. The transcript has 2 exons. The coding region runs from base 1 to 243 and encodes 80 amino acids. The record is from RefSeq and is a predicted model, not a curated record. Lineage: Eukaryota; Fungi; Ascomycota; Sordariomycetes; Diaporthales; Diaporthaceae.